Nicotiana tabacum (common tobacco) is the source of this 1092-nucleotide messenger RNA. Lineage: Eukaryota; Viridiplantae; Streptophyta; Magnoliopsida; Solanales; Solanaceae. The record is from RefSeq and is a predicted model, not a curated record.
GGGGUGGUGGCCGACGCUCUCAGUCGGAAGUCCAUGGGUAGUUUGGCUCAUUUGGGAGCAGAUCAGAGGCCUUUGGUUCGGGAGGUUUAUCAAUUGGCCAAUUUGGGGGUUCGUAUUUCGACCUCAGACGAGGGGAAGGUUAUGGUGCGUAAUGGAGCAGAAUCAUCACUGGUAGCAGAAGUCAAUGAAAAGCAGCUCGUUGAUCCAGCAUUAACACAUAUGAAGGAGGCACUUUUGAAUAACAAGACUUUGACAUUUUCACUCGGCGGUGAGGAUGGUGUAUUACAAUGUCAAGGUAGGCUAUGUGUUCCAGAUGUGGAUAAUCUUCGGGGGAGGGUAAUGGCGGAGGCUCAUAAUUCCAGAUAUUCUCAAGUAAAAGCUGAGCACCAGCGGCCCGGUAGGUUAACUCAGCUUAUGGAAAUACCAAUGUGGAAAUGGGAGAUGAUCAACAUGGAUUCCGUGGUAGGGUUACCUCGCACUCAGCAAAAGUUUGACUCAAUUUGGGUAAUAGUGGAUCGACUCACCAAAUCAGCUCACUUCUUGCCAGUCAAGUCCACGGAUACUGCGGAACAAUAUGCUCAAUUCUUUCAUAUUAGCAUUCAGAUGGGCCCAUUUGCGGCAUUGUACGGGAGGAGAUGUAGGUCUCCGAUUGGAUGGUUUGAAGUGGGUGAAGUAGAAUUGUUAGGGCCAGAUCUCGUGCACCAGGCUAUGGAAAAAGUUAAAAUCAUUCAGGAAAGGCUAAAAGCUGCUCAGAGUCACCAGAAAUCUUAUGCGGACAUUCGUCGAAGAAAAUUGGAAUUCCGAGUAGAUGAUUGGGUGUUAUUGAGGGUAUCUCCUAUGAAGGGAGUCAUGCGAUUUGGGAAGAAAGGGAAGUUGAGUCCUAGAUAUGUCGGGCCGUAUAGGGUCACUCAAAGGAUAGGACAGGUGUCCUAUAGACUGGAAUUGCCCCCUGAAAUGCAAGUCCGCAAAUUGAGAAACAAGGAAGUUGCUUCAGUUAAAGUGCUAUGGCAAAGUCAACAAGUCGAGGAAGCCACGUGGGAAGCGGAAAGUGAAAUGAAAGAAAAAUAUCCCCAUCUGUUUGAACAAGUCUAG